This is a messenger RNA of Tarenaya hassleriana, 693 nucleotides long. RefSeq lists its product as uncharacterized. The transcript has a single exon. The record is from RefSeq and is a predicted model, not a curated record. The coding region runs from base 1 to 693 and encodes 230 amino acids. NCBI's taxonomy places the organism in Eukaryota, Viridiplantae, Streptophyta, Magnoliopsida, Brassicales, Cleomaceae.
AUGGAUCAAACAGAAAAUUUGACAACUUCAAAUCCUGUGCAGAAUGCUCCGAUCUUCAAUGGCGAGGCCUACCAGAUCUGGGCAGUGAGGAUGCGUGCGUUCCUCGAAGGUGCUGAUCUCUGGGAAGCGGUGGGAGAAGAUUAUGAGAUUCCUGCUUUGCCAGCGAAUCCGACAGUCAACCAAUUGAGGAAUAAUAGAGAGAGGGUGACAAAGAAGUCCAAAGCGAAAUCCUGUCUUUUUGCUGCAGUAACGCCAUCGAUUCUGAUCAAGAUUAUGAAUCUUGAUUCUGCCAAAGAAAUGUGGGAUUUCCUGAAGACAGAGUAUGAAGGUGAUGAAAAAAUCAGAAGUAUGAAAGUGUUGAACCUGUUGCGGGAAUUUGAGAAGCAACAGAUGAAGAAUGAUGAAACCGUGAAAGUUUAUGUUGAUCGACUGGUCAACAUAAUUAACAACAUCAGAAUUCUGGGCACAAAGGUUGAUGAUAACAAGAUUGUUCAGAAGAUUCUGGUGUCAGUACCUGAGAAGUUCGAAGCAACGAUCGCUUCUCUGGAAAACACGAAAGAACUCUCAGCAAUCAAACUACCUGAGAUUCUCAGUGCUCUCCAGGCACAGGAACAAAGAAGGUACAUGAGGAAAGAGGAGUCAGUUGCUGAUACCACUGUAAAUCUUUCUUUUUCUACUCUUACUCUGUUAUAA